AUGGCGCCUACUAUCCUUGUCGCUGGAGCCACUGGCAACACCGGAAAAGCCCUUGUUGAAACCUUAUCACAACUUCUGAAAACCACCGCCUUUUCUGGACACAGAAUCCUUGCUCUUACUCGUUCCUCGGGCGGAGCUACAGCACAGCAGCUCGCAAAACUGCCCAACGUUGAAGUAGUCGAAAAGUACUGGGCAGAUAUCACCUCUGACUGGCUCCGUGAGAACAAUGUUGUCAGAGCUUUCAUCGCUUCGCACGUCAACCCCAGUCAAUUCGCUGAAGAAUCGGCCUUCUAUCUGGCUGCUCUCACGGCAGGUGUUCAGUAUGUCGUGCGAAUCUCCACAACCGCUGCGAAUGUACGCCCAGACUGCCCUGCGUACUAUCCCAGGAACCACUGGGCAAUUGAAGCCCUACUGAGCUCACCAGAAUUUGAGGCUCUGCGAUGGACUUCGCUGCAGCCCAACGUCUUUACCCAAUACUACCUUGCCCCUGCUGCCGAGUUGAUCAAGAACUUCCGCAAGACCGGGAAGCAGGAUACCCUCAGGCUUAUGGCUUCAGAGGAUGCGCCCGUUGGCAUUAUCGACGCCAACGAGGUCGGAGUUUUCGCCGCUCAUCUCUUGGCUGCGGAUGAUGUCAUUCCGCACAACAAGGCUAAAUACGUCUUGAACAGACCAGAGGAUAUCACCGGGCGCCAGAUCAUCACCAUGAUUGAAGAGUACAUUGGCACCAAAGUUGAAGAUGUUAGUUUCAAGGACCUGUCUUUUCUCGACCACCAGGCAGCCCAGAGUCCAGAGUCCAAGAACCUGAUUCUGUCGAUCAAGCAUGCUCCGGUAACAGCCUGGGAGGGAAAGUGUCGAGCUGACACGACGAGCAAGGAGGUCCUUCAGCUGGCUGCGCCGAAAGUUACGCCUGCUGAAGCUUUGAAGACAAUGUUGAAGGAAUAG
This is a messenger RNA of Fusarium sp. VM40, 942 nucleotides long. The record is from the annotation of a GenBank genome assembly. Lineage: Eukaryota; Fungi; Ascomycota; Sordariomycetes; Hypocreales; Nectriaceae.